Carassius auratus (goldfish) is the source of this 10770-nucleotide messenger RNA. Its product is annotated as spectrin beta chain, non-erythrocytic 1-like. Lineage: Eukaryota; Metazoa; Chordata; Actinopteri; Cypriniformes; Cyprinidae. The transcript has 41 exons. Gene Ontology annotation, cellular component: spectrin. Gene Ontology annotation, molecular function: actin binding; structural constituent of cytoskeleton; phospholipid binding. Bases 613 to 7737 code for a protein of 2374 amino acids. The record is from RefSeq and is a predicted model, not a curated record.
AGAGAGUAGGAGGCUUUGUUUACUUAGGAAGCUGAGCGCAGCUAGUUCUGUGGGCUUACUCAAAGAAGGGUUGUGUGUGUGUGCGUGUGACACACACAGACACACUCAGUCUGAUCUGAGUGGCAGAGAGAGAGCAAGAAGAGUUUGCACUGAGAGAGGAGUGCGUUUGAAGAAGAGAAGAACGGUGAAAGAAGAAUAUUUAGUUUUUACUUUACAUUUUUCUCACUUCAACUGCAUGUGGGUUCCUUUUUGCCACAAAAAAGGAAAGAACAAGAGAGAGAGUCUAUUGAAGGAAGAGGUUUUUUUUUUUUAAACUGAUGAAGCAGAAUGGCGCGGUUUAGCAUACACUGAUGAAACGCUCGGAUACACGCGUCCACCUGGAGAGUUUCUGUUUCAAAACCCAACUUUUUUGCCCUUUGAGGAAAGUUAAACAUUUGGCUGUUUUUUUUUUCUCUUUUAAUUUUUCAACUGCACAUUUUAUGUGCUAUGCUCAUGACUCCUGGUUUUACUCUUGUGGAGUGAUUGAUUUGUUUUGGAUGAAAGUUGAGAGUCAGGGUUGGAGGGACAGUUCACAGUAAAAGAAAUUGAGUGUAACAGUGAAAAAGAAGAGACAUGGAUUUUGAUCCACGCGAACCUGAGCCAUCGGCAGCUGCCUUUAUAAACCAGGUGCAGUAUUCCAACAUCCUGGAGGGCCGUUUCAAACAGCUGCAAGAUGAGAGAGAAGCAGUGCAGAAGAAGACCUUCAAUAAAUGGGUGAACUCUCACCUGGGUCGCGUGACCUGCAGGAUUGGUGACCUCUACACUGACCUCCGUGAUGGACGUAUGCUUAUUCGACUGCUGGAGGUCCUCUCUGGGGAGCAACUGCCAAAGCCCACCAAAGGCCGUAUGCGCAUCCACUGUUUGGAGAACGUUGACAAGGCUCUGCAGUUCCUGAAGGAACAAAAGGUUCAUCUGGAGAAUAUGGGUUCUCAUGACAUUGUUGAUGGAAACCACCGCCUCACACUUGGACUCAUUUGGACCAUAAUUCUCCGUUUCCAGAUCCAAGACAUUAGCGUUGAGACAGAGGACAACAAAGAGAAGAAAUCAGCCAAAGAUGCUCUGCUGCUGUGGUGUCAGAUGAAGACUGCAGGGUACCCAAAUGUCAAUGUCCACAACUUUACUACCAGCUGGAGAGAUGGUCUAGCAUUCAAUGCCAUAGUGCACAAACACAGGUCAGACUUGAUUGACUUUGAUAACCUCAAGCGCUCUAAUGCCCACUAUAACCUGCAGAAUGCCUUUAAUGUGGCAGAGAAGGAGCUGGGUCUUACCAAGCUACUGGAUCCAGAGGAUGUGAAUGUUGAUCAGCCUGAUGAGAAGUCCAUCAUCACGUAUGUGGCUACAUACUACCACUACUUCAGCAAGAUGAAGGCGCUCGCCGUAGAGGGCAAGAGAAUCGGCAAGGUGCUGGACUAUGCCAUCGAAGCAGAUCAGCUCAUAGAGAAAUACGAGACUCUGGCCUCAGAGCUGCUGCAGUGGAUUGAGCAAACCAUUGUUACCCUUAAUGAUCGUCAGCUCGCUAACUCACUCAGUGCGGUUCAGAACCAGCUACAGGCCUUUAAUACUUACCGCACCGUUGAGAAACCGCCUAAAUUCACUGAAAAGGGAAAUUUGGAGGUUUUGCUCUUCACCAUUCAGAGUAAAAUGAGAGCAAACAAUCAGAAAGUCUACAUCCCAAGAGAGGGAAAACUCAUCUCUGACAUCAACAAGGCAUGGGAGAGGCUGGAGAAAGCGGAACACGAGAGGGAGUUGGCACUGAGAAAUGAACUGAUUCGUCAGGAGAAGCUGGAGAUGUUGGCUGCACGUUUUGACCGCAAAGCAGCCAUGAGAGAAACCUGGCUCAGCGAAAACCAGCGGCUGGUCUCACAGGACAAUUUUGGUGUUGACCUGGGUGCUGUGGAAGCAGCCACUCGCAAACACGAGGCCAUCGAGACCGACAUCCAGGCAUACGGUGAGCGCGUAGCAGCCGUAGAAGCUGUUGCUCGAGAACUGGAGGCAGAGAGAUAUCAUGAAGUGCGCCGCAUACUGGCACGAAGGGAUAACGUUCUUAGACUUUGGGAGUAUCUGAAAGAACUACUUGCUGCACGACGAGAGAGGCUGAAUGCACACAGAGACCUGCAGCGCCUUCUACAGGAGAUGAGCUACAUCAUGGACUGGAUGGAAGACAUGAAGAGUCGUCUGCAAUCUCAGGACAGUGGGAAACACCUUCAUGAUGUGGAGGACUUGCUGCAAAAACACACACUUGUGGAAGCUGAUAUAUCUGCACAGGCCGAGCGAGUCAAAGCUGUGCAGGCCGCUGCAAAGAGAUUUACUUCAGAUGAACAGAGUUAUAAGCCAUGUGACCCCACUCUGGUUGAAGAGAAGGUGGAUCUUCUAGGCCGAGCAUACGGAGAACUGAGCCAGCUGGCAGCGGAUCGACGAGCUCGACUGGAUGACUCGCGAAGACUGUGGCAGUUCCUGUGGGAGCUGGGAGAGGAGGCCGCCUGGAUCAGAGAGCAGGAGCAGAUCCUGUCUGGAGGAGACUACGGAAAGGACUUGAGCUCUGCUCUUCACCUCCUGUCUAAACAUGAGGCCUUCAGAGAUGAGAUGGCAGCCCGGUAUAGCCCUCUGGGGAACAGCAUUGCAAGCGGAGAGGCCAUGGUGAAGGAAGGCCACUAUGGAGCCCCUGAGGUGACAGAGCGAAUCAAGGAUGUGAAAGCACAGUGGUCGCACCUGGAGGAGGCUUCAAAGUUGCAUGAGCAGAGGCUAAAAGAGUCUGUAGCUUUUCAUCAGUUCCAGACAGACGGCAAUGACAUGGAGGCCUGGAUACUGGAAACACUAAGACAGGUGUCUAGUCAAGAAGUUGGCCACGAUGAGUUUUCUACACAGACUCUGGCCAGAAAGCAGAGAGAGGUGGAGGAGGAGAUUCAAAGCCACCGACCACUCAUCGACUCACUACAUGAACAGGCCUCAACACUGCCUGAAGCAUACGCACAGUCUCCACAGGUUCAGGGCCGUCUCCCAGCAAUAGAGCAGCAAUAUGAAGAGUUAGAGGGGUUGUCGUCAUCAUGGCGACAGGCCUUAGAUGGAGCGCUUGCAUUGUAUCGCAUGUUUAGUGAAGCUAGUGCCUGCCAGCAGUGGGUUGGAGAAAAAGAACAGUGGCUGCACAACAUGGAGAUUCCCACCAAACUAGAGGAUCUGGAGGUGGUCCAGCAGAGGUUUGAAACUCUGGAGCCAGAGAUGAACACAUUGGGUGCUCGCAUAACUGAUGUCAAUCAAGUGGCUGAACAGCUGCUUGGAUCAGACAACCGCAACAAAGAGCAAAUCGACCAGACACAGAACCAACUCAAUAAAAGGUGGUCUGAUUUCCAGAGUCUGUCCGACCAGCGUAAACAAGCUCUGGAAUCAGCACUGAAUAUCCAAAACUACCAUCUAGAGUGUAAUGAGAUCAAGAGCUGGAUGAAGGAGAAGACAAAGGUCAUUGAGUCCACACAGAGCCUUGGAAAUGACCUGGCUGGAGUCAUGGCCCUCCAGCGUAAACUCACUGGUAUGGAAAGAGACCUGGAGGCCAUACAGGGUAAGUUGGAUGACCUGCGUUGUGAGGCAGAGAAGUUGGCGUCUGAGCACCCUGAGCAGGAGGAGGAGAUCAAGGGUCGACUGGCUGAAAUCCAGGAGGUGUGGGAGGAGCUUCGAGCCACAAUGAAACGGCGCGAGGAGUCGUUGGGCGAAGCCUCUAAGCUUCAGGGCUUCCUUAGAGAUCUUGAUGACUUCCAGGCCUGGUUGUCCCGUACACAGACCACUGUGGCAUCCGAGGACACACCUACAUCUCUAGCGGAAGCAGAGCGUCUGCUGGCUCAACAUGAGGCCAUCAAGAAUGAAGUAGAUAACUACAAGGACGAUUAUGAGAAGAUGAGAGCCACUGGAGUUGAGGUGACUCAGGGACAGACGGAUGCCCAGCACAUGUUUCUAGCACAGCGACUGCAAGCGUUGGACACCGGCUGGCAUGAGCUGAGGAGAAUGUGGGAGAGCCGCCACUGUGUCCUCGCUCAGGCCUUUGAUUUCCAAACCUUGCUACGAGAUGCAAACCAGGCAGAGGGCUUCCUCAGUAGCCAGGAGUAUGUUCUAUCACACACAGAGAUGCCCUCCAGCCUGCAAGGGGCUGUGGAGGCCAUCAAGAAACACGAGGACUUCCUCACCACAAUGGAGGCCAGUGAAGAAAAGAUCAAUGGCGUGGUCGAUUCUGGACGAAGACUCAUAUCUGAUGGCAACACCUAUGCAGACAAGAUUCAGGAGAAGACAGACUCCAUUCAGGAAAGGCACCAGAAGAACAAACAAGCUGCUAAUGAGCUGCUGGGUAAACUGAAGGAUAACAGAGAGCUGCAGCACUUCCUACAGGAUGGACAAGAGCUGACUUUGUGGAUAAAUGAGAAAAUGUUGACAGCUCAGGACAUGUCCUAUGAUGAGGCUAGAAACCUUCACAGCAAGUGGCAGAAGCACCAGGCCUUCAUGGCAGAGCUAGCCUCCAAUAAAGACUGGCUGGACAAGAUUGACAAGGAGGGUCAGGUGUUGGUAAAGGAGAAGCCUGAGCUGGAGCAGACGGUAUCAGAGACUAUGAGCAGCCUGCAGAAGCAGUGGGAGGAGCUAGAGAGCACCACUCAAGCCAAGGCUCAGUGUCUGUUUGACGCUAACCGAGCUGAACUUUUCACACAGAGCUGCUCAGCGCUGGACUCAUGGCUCCAGAACAUCUCCUCUCAACUCCAAAGUGAUGACUUCGGAAAAGAUCUCACCAGUGUCAACAUCCUGCUCAAGAAACAUCAGAUGCUGGAGAAUCAGAUGGAGGUGCGUGAGAAAGAGGUCCAGUCUCUGCAGUCACAGGCUCUGGCCUUGGCCCAAGAGGAUUCUGGGAUAAUGGAGGUGGAUGGGCAGCAGAGAAGGGUGACAGACAGCUUCUCUAAACUGCAGGACCCUUUAAGACAGAGAAGGCAGUGUCUUCUUGCUUCAAAGGAGGCUCAUCAGUUCAACAGAGACCUUGAGGAUGAAAUUUUAUGGGUGAAGGAAAGGAUGCCUCUCACCACAUCCACAGACCACGGUAAAGAUCUGCCCAGUGUCCAGCUGCUCAUCAAAAAGAAUCAGACUCUGCAAAAGGAGAUUCAGGGCCAUCAGCCCCGUAUCGAUGACAUCCAGGCUCAUGGUAGGACCAUGUCCCCUGGGAAGGAGUCAGAGAUGGACAGUGAGAGAAGAGCUGCUCUGGAUGAGCGUCUGGCGGAGCUGAGGGAAUUGUGGGCCCUUUUGAUUUCUGAGACGGAAAAGAGGAACAUGAGACUAGAAGAGGCUAACCGAGCGCAGCAGUUUUACACAGAUGCUGCAGAGGCUGAGGCCUGGAUGGGAGAACAAGAGCUUCAUAUGAUGUCAGAGGAAAAGGCGAAGGAUGAGCAGAGUGCUUUGGUGAUGGUGAAGAAACACCAAAUUCUGGAGCAGGCUCUAGAGGACUACGCUCAAACCAUCCAUCAGCUGGCCAAUAGCAGCAGACUUAUGGUGAAUAGUGAACACCCAGAGAGUGAAAGAAUUACUCUGAGGCAGGCCCAGGUGGAUAAACUGUACGCAGGGUUGAAGGAUCUGGCGGAAGAGAGGAGGGCCAAACUGCAGGAGAGACUGAGACUGACCCAGCUGAAGAGAGAGGUGGAUGAUUUAGAGCAGUGGAUCGCCGAAAGAGAGGUUGUCGCUGGGUCUCACGAACUCGGACAAGACUACGAACAUGUGACAAUGUUGCGUGACAAGUUUCGGGAGUUUGCGCGGGACACCAGCACGAUUGGUCAGGAGCGUGUGGAUGGAGUGAACGCCCAGGCAGAUGAUCUUAUUGAGUCAGGUCAUCCGGAAAACGCCAGUGUGGCUGAGUGGAAGGAUGGGCUCAAUGAGGCCUGGGCCGACCUGCUGGAGCUCAUCGACACACGCACACAGAUGCUUGCCGCCUCAUAUGAGUUGCACCGCUUCCACCAAGACGCCCAGGAAGCUCUGGGGCUCAUAAAGGAGAAAAAGGAGACGCUAGCAGGGGCCGAACUUGGACGGGACUUGAACACUGUCCAGCACUUUCUUAGGCAGCAUACGGCGUAUGAGCAUGAUGUGCAGGCACUCAGUGGGCAGGUCACACAGGUUCAGGACGAUGCUGCACGUCUGCAGAAAGCGUACGCUGGAGAGAAAGCUGAUGACAUCCUUCGCCACGAGCGUGCAGUCACUGAGGCCUGGGAGGGGCUUCAAUCUGCCACUCAAGCCAGACGGCUGCUCCUACUGGACACAGUGGAGAAGUUCAGAUUCUUAAACAUGGUCAGAGACCUCAUGCUGUGGAUGGAAGGAAUCAACUUGCAGAUCCAGUCACACGACAGCCCAAGGGAUGUCUCCUCAGCUGGUCUGGUCAUCGCCAACCAUCAGGAUAUUAAGUCUGAGAUAGAGACUAGAGCAGACAGCUUUAGUGCAUGCAGUGAAAUGGGACGCACCCUCACCAACAACGACCACUAUGCUUCAGAUGAGAUUCAAGAGAAAUUGGAUCAGCUUCAGGCCAAACGCACUGAAAUUAAUCAGAAGUGGCAAGAGAAAAUGGACCACUUACAGAUCGUUCUGGAGGUGUUACAGUUCGGCAGGGAUGCGUCUAUGGCUGAGUCGUGGCUGGCUGGACAGGAGCCACUGGUCAGGGCAGCAGAAUUGGGCUCUAACGUAGACGAGGUUGAGAGUCUUAUCAAACGCCACGAAGCCUUUGAAAAACUGGCAGCAGGCUGGGAAGAUCGUUUCACACAGCUAGAGAAACUCACCACGCUGGAGGAACAGGAAAUUCAAAGAAAAAGGGAAGAGGAAGAGAGGGCCCGACGACCUCCCACACCUCCCCCUGUGGAGGAGGUAGUACAGUCUGAGAUCAACGAUUCUGCUGCAAGGACGAGUCUGGACCAGACUACACUGAACCAGUCAGUAUCUGUCAAUGGUGCCUACAGUGACCAGGACACAUCACAGUCGUUAUUGGUCUCUGUAUCUGAACUCCAGAAACCUGAACCUAAACAAGAGAGUAAACUUCAGUCUAACCCAGUUUCUAAACCUGUGCCUAAACCCCACAAGGCACAGGAGCGUGGAUCAGAAUCUGAAUCUGUUAAUGGUCCGGGCCGUGACAGCGGUCUGGACUCAGCAUCACGCCAGGACCCUUCAGCAACACUGCCAGGGCGAGGAGGAGCAGAGCCCGCCACAGACGCCAUGGAGGGCAUCCUCUGCAGAAAACAGGAAAUGGAAUCGCACAACAAAAAAGCAGCCACCAGAUCGUGGCAGAAUGUAUAUUGUGUUUUACGUAAAGGCAGUCUGGGCUUCUAUAAGGACAACAAGAGUGCCGCGAAUGGAGUCCCAUACCACGGAGAAGUUCCCAUCAGCCUCAGCGAUGCUGUCUGUGAGGUCGCCCACGACUACAAGAAGAGAAAACAUGUAUUUAAACUUAGGCUUGGCGAUGGAAAAGAGUUCUUGUUUCAAGCAAAGGAUGAGGCUGAGAUGAGUUCAUGGAUACAAGCAAUCCAAUCAACCCUGACGUCCACCGAGCGUUCGCCGGGUGCCACACGAGGUCUGAUUCGGGCGAUGACCAUGCCACCCAUAUCUCCCAGCUCGGGCGAUGCAGGAGGCGUGACCAUGCGCAACAAAGACGGCAAAGAGAGAGACCGCGAGAAGCGUUUCAGUUUCUUUGGCAAGAAGAAAUGAGCACCCAAACGUCAUAGAUGUCAACCGGGAGCCAAGCAAGAGAUGGAAGUUUGUCAACACUCAAAAGAAACUGAUCAAGUUAGAAAAGGCAAAGAAAACUCUCAUGUCACAUUGUGAUACUUUGUUUUUUCUUUUUUCCCCCCACUCAUUUUUUAAUUUUUUAAUUUCUCAUUUCACACAUGGAUCUCGUUCAGUCUCACCUCCUCGAUUAAAUGGCACAUCAGGCCGGACGGUUAUCUCUGAACUGAAGACGUCCCUGACCAAGACCAGCUCCCAGACCAAGAUCCAUCCUGACCUUUUAAUUUGACUAGUUUCCUUUUUAACUUUUCCCCAAAAAAUAAUUUUAUAUUUGGGUUAGAUGGCGUUUCUCUACUGUAAUGACCAAGGUUGCUAUUUUGUCUGUUUCCCGUGAUGAUUUCCUUUAUCCGUCUUAAUUUCAGCCUCUCACUUUCUUUGUGAAGGAUCGCAAUCCUUUUUUUUUGUAUAAUACUUCUAACUGAAGAUUUCAUUGUUAUCGCUAUUAUUAAUAUUGUUUAUUUGCUGUUGCAUUUUUAAGUCAAUUUAAAGUUGAAUAUUUAAAGAAAUUGUUAGUUGGUAUGAUCUCAUGUUCAGAGAAGUCAAAGCAGUCAUUUUUCCUUUCAUCUACAUGCUCUUCUGACAGACACAAUAUUUUCUUUCCUUUUCAUUUUUCUAGAUAGGACUGUUAAUUUUCUUUCUCAAGUAGUUUUUUGGUUUUUGGGCUUGAAAGUAAAAAAAAAAGUUUGGUUUUAUUUUUUAUUUGAUCUUUCUAUUCUCUCUUUCAUUUCCUUUAAGAGAUACCUAAAGUAUGUGUUCUUAUUGUGUGGUUUGUUUCUUUAGUUCAUCGUGUUCCUUUAACCACUUUCUCCAGAAAAGUGUUUGUUGUGAAGAUUGAAACUGAGAUGCUGUGGGUUGGACUUUGGUUUUACAAUUGCUCGAAAGCAAACAGACACAACACAACAAUCACUUGCACAAGCCAACAUUAAACUGUAAACAACAUUAAACAAACAAAGUUGAGGAUGGGCAUUUCUUUUCUUUCUUGUUACUUUGAGUUGAAUAUGUAUUUGACCAAGUUUCCUAUCGGAAGAUAUUCUCAGGCGUCAGUUUUAGCAUUCACACACCAACGGACACGCACAUAACCCUGUGCUUUAAAUAUUUGACAGGGUUGAACCUCUAUGACGGCUGUUGUUGGGUUAGUGACAGUGAUGCUCUUGAGGUUGAUGCUGUAUUUUUAGGUGUGUGUGAGUGUGUGUGUGUGUGUGCUUUCAGGUAUAUCGGUUGUGAAUGUGCUUCAACAGUGAAUGAGAAACAAAAUUAUUGAGGUAUUCUUAAUAUGGACCAAAUCGACAUCCCCCACCCCCCCUGCCCCCGUCAUGGUGGUUGAGAGGAUCUGUCCCCUUUAGUUGUACAUCAGAAGUUACUACAAAUGAUCUUCCUUGGGGGAAUGUGAAAUUUUACCACAUACUUAUAUAAUUGUAGGUUUUAUACUUUCAGCCACCAGGAGACUCGCUCCUGUCCCGUAAGCUGCAUACACAGAGGCAGAAUCAAUAGCAAUGUAGAAGACAGGAUUUCAGAUAUACUUUUGCAGUUAAAUGCAUGAUGUAUUGGUAAUAAUCGUACCCAGUGUGGCAUGAAAACAGUAUUUUUUUUAUGGAUAAAGAUUUUUCAGCCUCAUGUGAUUGUGAGAAAGCUUGCCUUGUGUGAGUUUUUUGAUGUCCUACAAUGAAGCCCCUUCCUCUGAGGUGUGUGGAGUAUUGAGCCAUGUCCACUCAUGUCAUUCAUCUCAACAUUUCCUUUGGAGAUGCAUUUAAGGGGUCAACAUGAAGACACUGUAAACCAAAAGCUGAGCUAGGGUGUUUUUUUUUUGUUUUGUUUUUUCGUUUUGCAUUUUUGCUGUUAAGGAAAAUGAUGCAGACUCUACUGAACCUUGUCCAGUCCACAAAAAACCACCUCUUUCCAGUUUUCAGUGAGUAGACAAUGCAACUGGAACUCAUUUUCCACUACAUUCAGUGACAUGAACCUGUGACUCACUCAGAGUAAGAAAUUAGGAGCUUGGAAUCAGCGUUAUGAAACAUUCUUCUCUGGACUGGUCUAAUGUUCUCCAUCCUCAAAGAUAAAAACACUGCGACACAAUGAUUCAGUUGUAGACCAGUGCUUUUGUUCACACAGAAUACUGUCUUUUAGUCUGAGUCUGCACAUACAGUUUGGGACUGUGCGCUGAAUUGCUUCCUGAAAUAAGUCAGUGUGUUGCUUUGGAUUCGUCUCUCAUUUGUGCUGUUGAUUUUUUUUCUGUUAUUUUUUAGCAGAGUUACUUUAUCUUAAAACUUCUCCUUCCUUUUCUUUCUCUCAUAUUUUACACUAUCCAGUGUGAUGGUUUUAACCCAGUUUGCUUUGCUAGUUGGCACAUAAGAGAAUCUAGACAGUUGAGUCUGUAUAAAUUCAGAAGGACUGGAAAAUUAUAGGUAAAAUGAAUUGUACUUAUAUUGCAAUACAUGAAUACAGUGGAUUCAAUGAGAGGAGACUCGUCUCUCAGUAAAAGUGUGUGUGGCCUCAAAGUAAUAAGCAUUAGAUUUGAUUUAAUCUGGGAUUUUUUUAAGCAGAUUUUUUUCCACCUCAUCAAAUAGUAUUAUAUUUACAACAUUUUAAUGCAUCUUCAAAAAAUAAUCCCACCAAAACCAUUUAAAAUACAAUUUGUUUAAGAAUAUUGAUUCCAUUCUUUAUUUUAAAUCUGAGUUGUUAAAAUCACUGCUAUCACAACUAUGUUGUUAUUAUUAUCAUAAAAGUCAUUAUUAAUAUUACUAUUAUUAAUAUUACUACAGUUGCAAAAGCACCUCUUGUAAAACUGCAGCCUCUUCCUGUGGAGUUUCUCGUCUGUAAUACCAAACCCCGCCACUUGGGGGCAAGUGUGCUGUGGAGGAUUUUUCAUUACUGAUCGAAACAAGAAAAAGACUUGUUUGUUGACUUGUGUAUCUACAUCUAAUAUUAGGAAUAAAAACAUGAUUUGAAAAGAAAAAA